Periophthalmus magnuspinnatus is the source of this 2668-nucleotide messenger RNA. It is a transcript of the gene dtwd1, whose product is annotated as DTW domain containing 1. The transcript is spliced from 5 exons. Gene Ontology annotation, cellular component: nucleus. NCBI's taxonomy places the organism in Eukaryota, Metazoa, Chordata, Actinopteri, Gobiiformes, Gobiidae. Gene Ontology annotation, biological process: tRNA modification. Bases 25 to 1044 code for a protein of 339 amino acids. Gene Ontology annotation, molecular function: tRNA-uridine aminocarboxypropyltransferase activity. The record is from RefSeq and is a predicted model, not a curated record.
GAAGAAGCAGAAUCUUUUUUACACAUGUGGAGGAAGCCCUGCUGUGUUUACGUCUCAUCCAGCUAUGAGCGUCUGGUUUUCUUAACUCCAACUUUUGGCUUGUCAAAGUUUUUUAAAAAGGUGCACUCAAAGAAGCGAGGGAGGAUAAGUAUGAGCGUGUUGGAUCAGGACCAGAGUUUCCAUCCCGGUUGCCAUGACAAAACAACACUGUCUGCUAAUUCGACAGACAUGGCUGGAUCCGCCAAACAGCCGCUCCAAAGUUUGAAAUUGGCAUCACACGAAGUUUUGGAGCAAGCUCAACAGAAGGGCAGGUUGAAAUGUGCGAAAUGCGGAGGGUCAAGGAUGUUCUUCUGCUACACGUGCUGCUCCCUAGUGGGGGUCGGUCCUCAAGAUGUCCCCCGCGUUAAGCUUCCGGUGAAAAUUGACAUCAUCAAACAUCCAAAUGAGACGGACGGGAAGAGCACGGCAAUCCACGCGAAGAUCCUGGCUCCGGACGACGUGAACAUUUACACCUACCCCUGUAUCCCGGAGUACGACCAGGACAAGGUCGUACUCGUAUUCCCCGGACCGAAAGCUGUCACCGUCCAAAACAUGAUCCAGAGUUUGACCGAACGAGCCCAGGACCCCUCUGAACCCAGAAGGAAGAGGUUCAGGGGGUCGAGUUUGUCUGAUUGUCCCACACACGGAGAGGGGGAGCGGGGAGAGGAGGGGGCAGAGGGCAAGGAGUCCAAGGCCCCGCCCAUCCAAAAGGUGGUCUUCAUCGACAGCACAUGGAACCAGACAAACAAGAUCAGCACCGACGAGAGACUGCAAGAUUUGCUACAAGUGGAGCUGAAAACAAGGAAAACGUGUUUCUGGCGCCACCAAAAGGGCAAACCGGACACUUACCUGUCCACAAUCGAAGCCAUUUACUAUUUCCUCAAAGACUUUCAUGAACUUUGCCUGGAGCGGGUUUACACCGGAGAAUAUGACAACGUACUGUUCUUCUACUCGUAUCUCCACACGGUCAUAAACAAAGCCAAGACUGCAGCAGGAAGGAAGUAAAAGUCAGUAUUUAUUUUAGCGGAAGAACUGAAAAGCUUCGCCGUUUCAUGAUUGUUUGUACAGUAUGUUAAGAUGCACUGGGGCCAGACCUGUCAGAAUUACAUUUACCAUUAUAUUAUGUUGCUGUUAUUACAAUAAUUUUGAAGUUUCAUUGUCAUUUUGAAAGCCGUACAAUAUGAGAAAUAGAUUGUACAUAACUAUGCUUUAUAUUGCGAUAACGAUAGAUACUUUAUUAAUCCCCAGCCAGGGAAAUUCAUCAAACGAUACUAAACUGGGUCAAAAUUAAAAACUUGAAGAGACGAAACCAGGACCAACCCAACUAGUGACCCACCGAUAUACUGAUCUCGGAUAGAAGGCGUCUCAUUUGUCUGUUAUUAAUGUUCAUAUGUGAAAUAAAAACCCCAGGAUCAUGUAGAGCAGGUUAAUACGAACAUUUAAGACCCAAAUGAUGAGUCUGACAGCAGCAGGUACAGAGAGAGAGGACAGUUUUUCAAUGUAAAGUGAAUUGGAGCCAGAGCCGAUGGAGCCAAAAGCGCGAACAUGAUCACUUCCUGUUUGGCACGCAGCGCUAGCAGGUUAGCUAUGUCCGUUUAUAUAUACACAGACUACGCCACUGUUGCUGAACAUUUUAGCUGAAAAUCGGCUUCCAAGAUAAUGGUUCAGCUGAUAUUUGACUGAUUUAUGUAGAUCAAAAUGGGAUCGGACAAUCUUGACCCAAAAUGUCUCAUGUUGAACUUGUUUCAGAUGACAUCACAUUUUACAGACCAAUAAUAUUUAAUACAGAUGGGGGCAGCUAAAAUAUUGUUCAAAUGCUGAUUUUUUUUUUUUUGUUGCCAUGUAGUGAGUUGUUGGGUCUAGUCACUAAUAAAAAUUAACAGGUUCAACAUUUGUGAAUUUACCUUUUUGAUAGUUCAUGGUUGAGUACAAGGUUAUCAAUCGGGAAAACUCUGGCUCUUGCCCAAAUCUGAUACCGGGUAUUGGCAGAUACUUAAAGCCAAAGUGUUGCAGCCUCAGCCAAAAGUAAAGUUGAGUUAAGUAUGAAACAAACUUGACCAGCUUUAAUGUCGUCAUCUCGUCAAAAACAGACCUGGAGUUGUGUUUUGUUUCAGUCACACGUUUGGAGAUGUACACAGACUAAUAAUAAAGUGUUACUCAAAGCUCAAAAUGCUCCGUUCCACCUUGUGAUGUCAUGAAGUGGUAGUUUUCAAGUGAACAGCUCCUUUCACCUUUAGUUCAGUAGAGAUACGUGGCAAUUCCAGGGCUAAAAUGAUCCAAUUUAUCCUAGUGAAGUUUGAGCCUAAAUCUGCAGGGUUUGUGUGUUAAACGUGUGUGAAUGAACAUCUGCCUUGUAACAGAUCAGAAAAUAGCGAAACAUGGGCCCUUUAAAAAAAUUGAGUCACAGGACACUUUGUGAAAGGACAAUCUUAAGGAUUGUACAUUUAAAUAGAUUUUAUUUACAAAUUCUUACACAUGAUGCAACCAUUUUAAAAAUAACCUCACUAGAUGUACUUCAUAUUUAUAUCAAACUCAAAGUCCUUCCUUUCACUAAUCAAAUUUCCUUUAAUAUUUAUCACAAGUACAGAUGGGCUCGUCGACGUCUUUGUGUUUUUAGUAGUACACUUCU